Molecule: messenger RNA, 1941 nt
Organism: Vitis riparia (riverbank grape)
Lineage: Eukaryota; Viridiplantae; Streptophyta; Magnoliopsida; Vitales; Vitaceae
Product: pentatricopeptide repeat-containing protein At2g20710, mitochondrial-like
Exons: 2
Coding region: 43-1428 (461 amino acids)
Cellular component (GO): mitochondrion
Molecular function (GO): protein binding
Source: RefSeq, a predicted model, not a curated record
AGUUAAACCCUACUGAGAUAAGGGUUUUACAAAGAGACAAUCAUGAAGGUGGUUCCCUUUCUGGGUCGUCCUCGACAUUCUAAGCUUCCGGCUGAAAUCCAAAUCUCGUCUCUAUACGAUAGAAUUCAGGCUGUUCGAGACCCUAAGGCUUCGAUUUCACCACUCCUCAAUCAAUGGAUAGAAGAAGGCCAAACAGUCAGCAAACCCCAACUCCAAUCACUUGUUCGGAUCAUGAAAGAUUUCAGACGCUUCCAUCAUGCCCUAGAGAUAUCUCAGUGGAUGACUGACCGUCGGUAUUUCACAUUAACUCCGAGUGAUGCAGCAAUCAGAUUGGGUUUGAUCUCCAUGGUUCAUGGACGAGAGCAGGCAGAGAGUUACUUUAAUAAUAUCCCAAAUAAUUUAAAAACUUCCCGUGUGUAUGGUGCUCUUCUCAGUGGCUAUGUGCGAGAGAAAUCUGUGGAGAAAGCAGAAGCCACUAUGCAGAAAAUGAGAGAGAUGGAUUUUGCAACAUCAUCUUUUCCUUACAAUAUGUUGAUCAACCUUUACUCUCAAACUGGAAAUCAUGGCAAGAUUGAGGCAUUGAUUCAAGAAAUGCAAAGGAAGGCAAUUCCAUGUGAUGCAUUCACAGUAAGCAAUCUUAUGGUUGCUUAUGUUGCGGCAUCUGAUAUUUCUGCAAUGGAAAAGUUAUUGAAUCGGAUGGAAGAGGAUCCCCACAUUUCUGUUGAUUGGAACAUAUAUUCAGUUGCAGCAAGUGGGUAUCUGAAAGUUGGGUUGAUUGACAAGGCCUUGGAAAUGUUAAAGAAGAUAGAGAACAACACGCCCCAUCUAGAAAGGCUUUCUGCUUUCAAGUUUCUCCUUUCUCUCUAUGCACGCACUGGCCACAAGCAAGAGCUCUACAGAGUUUGGAAUCUAUACAAGCCAUCAUAUGAAUACCCAGAAGCAUACUCCUGUAUGAUCACUUGUCUGACGAAACUGGAUGACAUUGAGGGGGCUGAGAAAAUCUUUCAGGAGUGGGAGUGUGAAUGCACCAUGUAUGACUUUCGGGUACUGAAUAGGCUUCUCAGUGCUUAUUGCAAGAGGUGCCUCUUUGACAAGGCAGAAUCCCUUGUAAAUAAGGUUAUAGAAGAAAGAAUGCCUUAUGCCAGUACUUGGAACAUCUUAGCUAAAGGUUAUGUGGAGGAUAAGCAAAUGCCUAAGGCAGUGGAAAUGUUGAAGAAAGCAAUAUCAGUAGGAAGGAAAGGGUGGAGGCCAGAUUCUAUCAUUUUGGAUGCCUGUAUAGAGUACUUGGAAGGGCAAGGAAACUUGGAAGAGAUCGAAGAAAUCGCAACGUUAUGCAAGAACUUAGGGAUUCCCAAUGGGGAUAUCCAUCACAGGUUACUUUGGACUUCUGCUGCAGGUGAAAAAUCUGUCUCUGCAAUCUCUUCAUAAGAUGAAAACGGUUAGUUUUACUGCUGAUGAGGAAAGAGAAGCAGAUCCUUUAAAUAUGCCAAAGUUUAUAGCAAACAGAAGUCCUUACAGGUCUAAGCUUUAAAGGUUUUAAGUAAAAGGGACCUUCAUUUUCCAUUCUGUCAUCAGUGAACAACUUCAGAGAUCAGCCAGUUGCUCAUCAAUGCCAUUUUUCUGUAACCUUGAAAAAGGAGAGUUAUCAUUGAAGGAAGAAAGCUUUAGCCCCCCAACCAUGAAGCCCAUUCACUGUUGCAGUCUGCUAUUUUUGUCAGACCUGAUGAGGUUAGUGUCAUCAGUUACUGUCCACACAAUUGAGAUUUUCUUCGUUGAACUUCAACAAAACUAUUAUCGAUCUCCCCAUUACUAACACUAUGCCUUCUGCAUCUGGCUGUAACUUCAGCGGUUCCCCUCUCCAUUGGUAUUUGUCGGUUUCAAUUAAACAAUGUUACUCAAAUGGAAAAACUAGUUAGGUUUUAUGAACUCAGCUAUUGAUUU